Molecule: messenger RNA, 2159 nt
Organism: Cygnus olor (mute swan)
Lineage: Eukaryota; Metazoa; Chordata; Aves; Anseriformes; Anatidae
Product: NAD(P)(+)--arginine ADP-ribosyltransferase 2-like
Exons: 2
Molecular function (GO): NAD+-protein-arginine ADP-ribosyltransferase activity; NAD+ poly-ADP-ribosyltransferase activity
Source: RefSeq, a predicted model, not a curated record
AGAAAGACAGAAAAUAAGCAAGCAAGGGAACUAAAGAAAGUGAUGCACAAAACAGUUGCUCACCACCUGCUGACCAAUGCCCAGCCUGUCCAUGAGCAACGGCAGCCCUUCAGCCAGCCCCCCCAAUCUUAUUUUUCCACGAUACCACAUGAUAUGGGAUAUCACUUUGGCCAGUUGGGGUCAUCUGUCCUGAUUCUGUCCCCUCCCAGCUCCUUGUACACCCUCAGCCUGCUCGCUGGCAGGGCAGUGUGAGAAGCACAGAAGUCCUUGGCUCUGUGUCAGCACUGCUCAGCAACAUCUAAACCAUCAGUGUGUUAUCAGCACUAUUCUCAUCCUAAAACCAAAGCGCCACACCGCACCAGCUACUGUGAUGAAAAGUAACUCUAUCCCAGAAAAACCAGGACAAGCCAGUGUCAGUUCCUGCAGGAGCCCCUCUGCAUUGGGGGCUGCAGAGCCAGCACCGCACCUCUCAGCACCCAUGGGACUGGGACCCACACACGCACUAGAGCAUGGGCAACUGAUGAAAGGAGAUUUCCUGUUGGUUUCCCUGCAGCCAUUUGCAACAACCCAGCAGCAACUCGGUGGUCAUGGGGGGGCUGGAUCUUAAACUGUCUGGGGGUUGCUAUAAAAAGGCAGAGCAGCCAGCUCCACGCACCCUGCAGCAGCGCCGAGCUGUGGGUCCUGCGUGCAACAGAGCAGAGCCUCCUCCGACCCUCCACUCGGUGCAGCAGACACCCGUGCCCUGUCCUGCUGCACUCAGCGGCUGAGCUCAGCUGGUUGCAGAGGACCAGGUCCUCCGCUGCCUGGGGCAUCCCCGCUCGUGGCUGGACACCCGGAGCUUCCUGCACAUGGAGCAGCUUGGCCUGGUCUGGGUGCUGCUGGCCGGCACCUUGGCUGGCACCUUGGCUGCCAGCAGCACCCGUGAGCAAGACCUCGGCCCCAUCAAGAGGGUGGCGAUGGACAUGGCCCAGAACUCCUUUGAUGACCAGUACCGGGGCUGCAGAUACAAGAUGGAGGAGGAGCUCAAGAAGCUGUACCACACUGAAUUCAAAAACCACAUCUAUGCGGAGACCUGGAGAAAAGCAGUUCAGAAGUGGAAGAAUCGAUGGGGCAACUCCAUCCACCUGCAGGUGCUGCGGAAGGAGCAGGCGGUGGCCGUGCUGGCAUACACUGCCGAGAGGGACCUGUACAAACAGUUCAACGCGGCCGUGCGCGAGGGCGGGCGCUCCCGCAAGUACUACCUCCAAUACUUCCCCUUCAAGACGCUGCACUUCCUCCUGACCGAGGCCCUGCACACCCUGAGGGAUGCCCAGGGCCACAGCUGCUACCACGUCUACCGCGGCGUCAAGGGCAUCCUCUUCACGGCCCACCUCCAGCAGACUGUCCGCUUCGGUCAGUUCACCUCCACCUCCCUCUAGAAGGAGGCUGCCCAGAAAUUUGGCAACGACACCUUCUUCUUUGUGUACACCUGCUACGGUGUCCCCAUCAAGCAAUUCUCCUUCUACCCUGCUGAGAACGAAGUCCUCAUCCCACCCUAUGAGACCUUCAGGGUCAUCAACGUCACCCAUCAAUUCAGCAGAAGCAUCAUCCAUCUCCGCUCCCAUGCCGUGAACAGCACCUACAACUGUGCGCUGCUGAAGGGUAAGGGCAGCCCGCAGGGUGGGUGCCACCGGGAGAUGGCUGGGGCUGGGGCACAGCCCUGGGCAGGUGCCGCGCUCCCCACGCUCCUCCAGCCUUGGCCGCAGGAGAGCGGGGGGCCCCGUGCCACCGGCUCUGUGAGGGGAAGGGGAGCCUUGUGGUGAAGGCAACAGCUCCGUGUGGGGAGGUCGGGGAGCUUCAGGAGCUUGGGUAGCCUGGGGAGCUUGGGGAGCUUGAAAUAACGUGGAGCUGUGUGGAGGCAUGGGGGUGCGUACAGAAGGAGGAGCAGGAGGACCAAAGAGGGGUUAGGUUUGGGGUAUAAAAGGGCCGGUCACACUUAAGCGAGGGAUGGUCAGUGUUUGUCUGGCCAAGCCCUGCAGUCUGUCCUAUCGUCUUAUUUCUCUCAUUAAAGCUUUUCUCUUUGCACGUUCGCCCUCUUUGCCAUGUGUAUGCGUGCUGAGAGGACUACAUGCCAGCUCCUGGCGAGGCCUCUGUGUGUGUGAGCGAGCUUAGUGCCAGCU